GCUUGCUUCGAACCUCUAUGUAAGCGUAACUGGGAAGGAAGUGUAGUUCUUCAACUGGAGAAACAUACAAUUUAUGGAUCUGUGCAAUACUGUUACACGCCAAUGACGAGAAUAGCUUGAAAUCCACAAUCCCUCAGCGAAGAUGUCAAAAAGGCCAUCAUAUGCACCUCCCCCCACCCCAGCCCCUACAACUCAAGUGCCCAACACCCCUGGGUUUGUGGGGUACAACCCAUACAGCCAUCUGGCCUACAACAACUACAGGCUGGGAGGGAAUACCGGCAGCAACAACAGGGUAAUGAAUUCCUCAGGAAUCACUGUUCCCAAGCCACCCAAACCGCCAGACAAGCCGCUGAUGCCCUACAUGCGGUACAGCCGGAAGGUAAGCAGGAAGGUCUGGGACCAAGUCAAAGCCUCCAAUCCGGAUCUGAAGUUAUGGGAGAUUGGAAAGAUUAUUGGUGGCAUGUGGAGGGACCUCACUGAAGAGGAGAAGCAGGACUACUUGAACGAAUAUGAAGCGGAAAAGAUUGAGUACAACGACUCCCUGAAGGCCUACCACAACUCACCGGCUUACCUGGCCUACAUCAACGCCAAGAACCGUGCCGAGGCGGCUCUGGAGGAGGAGAGCAGACAGCGGCAGACCCGCAUCGAGAAGGGAGAACCUUACAUGAGCAUCCAGCCUGCUGAAGACCCAGAUGACUUUGACGAUGGGUUCUCCAUGAAGCACACGGCCACUGCUCGCUUCCAGAGGAACCACCGGCUCAUCAGUGACAUCCUCAGUGAGAUCGUGGUGCCAGAUGUGCGCUCUGUCGUCACCACUGCACGCAUGCAAGUCCUUAAGCGCCAGGUCCAGUCCCUCAUGGUGCACCAGAGGAAGCUGGAAGCAGAACUGCUGCAAAUAGAGGACCGUCACCAGGACAAGAAGAGGAGAUUCCUGGAGACUACAGACUCCUUCAACAGUGAGCUCAAACGGCUGUGCGGUCAGAAGGUGGAGGUAGACAUGGAGAAGCUGGCAGCAGAGAUAGCUGCGGCAGAGGAGGCUGCUAGGCGGCGGGCGGAGGAGAGGGAGAAGGAAGCGGCGGAGCAGGCAGAGAAGGCUGCCCAGGAGCAGCAACAGGCGGCAGCAGCCUCCGCUUCGUCUACACUGCCCAACACUGAGCAGAACACCAUCCCACCAACCACAGAGACCAAGGAGGACCAGGACAAGCCAAUCCCUAUGGAGACAGAAGAGACACCUGCAUCAGAGACAUCUGAGACCCAGCCAGAGGCUGAGGAGGGCACGCUGACCCCUGCUGCAGAGAAGCAGCACGGCCCGCCGGUGGAGAGCAUCACGGACGAGGGCACCAGUGACAGCACCGCCCCAUCCGAGAGCAGCACCGGACCCCCUGCAGACCCCCCUGCUUCAGCUGAGCCUGCCCCAGAGGAACGCCCAGCCAGCCAGCCCUCCCAAUAACAUCUCUGUAGAAGGGCACCCCCCCUCUCCCCAACCUGCAGACUAGGGGCAUGUUUUGUGGGCACAGUGCUGCAUAUCAAAAUAUUGGAAUGUGUAUAGAAGUGAUUCCAUAGUUUUGUACAUUCUGUAUGUUGUUGUUUGCAACGUCAUGCAACCCUGUGCCCAUUAAACAUGACCCUGUCAUGUUCUUCCACCAUCUCCACACUCAGUUUGUGUGUUUGACAUUUCUAUUGAUCUUGUUAUGGACCUCUGGAUUCAUACCACAACAAGUCAACAGUUCCUCUUUAGCUAUUUGCUAUUGGGGUUGAUAGAACAGGGAAGGGCCUUGGCCUAAUGUAUUCCAUACCCAAUUGUCAACGGUUUUUACAUGCUAUUUUUGUUGCCUAUUUUUAUCUAACUUUUAGUUAGUAAUCAAUAGGGUGUGGACUGUUAGUGAUGGAUUAAAUUCAGAAUUCAUAUGAAAUGGUCAGUCCUUGAAUAUCACCUAUUAUAUAUCACAGCAAAUGGAUGAUUGAGAACUGUUUUACAUGAGCUGUUUGCGACUGCACAGCGGUGUCAAACCCUAUUGCUGUGUAUCACCACUAAACCUCAAAUAAAACCUCAUGCAUUCAAAUGACUGUUUUUACUUGAAUUUGAAUGAUUUUAUUAUGCCUCUGCGAUUUGCAUCUUUUUUGUACUGUCAAGCCUCUUGCCCAAAUAAAAGUAAUUUCUCUGUC
This is a messenger RNA of Coregonus clupeaformis (lake whitefish), 2166 nucleotides long. Its product is annotated as SWI/SNF-related matrix-associated actin-dependent regulator of chromatin subfamily E member 1. Gene Ontology annotation, cellular component: SWI/SNF complex. The record is from RefSeq and is a predicted model, not a curated record. Gene Ontology annotation, biological process: negative regulation of DNA-templated transcription. The coding region runs from base 143 to 1450 and encodes 435 amino acids. NCBI's taxonomy places the organism in Eukaryota, Metazoa, Chordata, Actinopteri, Salmoniformes, Salmonidae. Gene Ontology annotation, molecular function: nuclear receptor binding; nucleosomal DNA binding. The transcript is spliced from 11 exons.